Molecule: messenger RNA, 1488 nt
Organism: Penicillium taxi
Lineage: Eukaryota; Fungi; Ascomycota; Eurotiomycetes; Eurotiales; Aspergillaceae
Product: arylsulfotransferase family protein
Exons: 3
Coding region: 1-1488 (495 amino acids)
Source: RefSeq, a predicted model, not a curated record
AUGGUUUACUUGUCCCAGAAAAGCCUGUGGUCAUUGGCAGGUAUCGUUCUGUCUGUCGCUGCCGAUAGCCAAUAUCGCUCACGUAGUGAUCUUUCUCCACCGAAAUUGAACAUUACCAUCCCUGCAGCCGACGCCAAUGGCACCGAGUAUGUCUUCGUAACACCAUAUAAUGGUGAGAUCCAGCAGCCAGGUGCAUACAUCUAUCGCAAAGAUGGUGACCUGGUCUGGUCUUCUAUCGGCUAUUAUGCCGGGUUCGUUGACAACCUUCAUCCUACCACAUAUCAUGGAGAGACUGUUCUCCAGGCUUAUCAAGGCACCAUUGAUCACCUUCACGGCGAAGGUUGGGGCCAAUUCGUUCUUUUAAACCAUAAAUAUGAACAUGUGGUCACAGCCACAGCAGCAAAUCAUCGUAUCCCCUCCAUUCAUGAGUUUAAUUCGAUUAAUGGCGAGACGGCGCUCAUUGAGAUCUAUAUCCCCACCCUGGCCAAUCUGUCAGCUUACGGUGGUAACUCAUCCCAGAAGUGGAUUGGAAAUGGGAUUUUCCAGGAGUUCAAUAUUGAGACUGGUGAAUUAAUCUUCGAGUGGAGUGCUCUCGACCACAUUGAUCCUGCUGAUUCUUUGGUCGCCCUGGGUUCGUCUACUGCCAACAGUGGUUUGACUUCUGAACACUCAUGGGAUUUUAUCCACAUUAACAGCGUUGAUAAGAAUGAAGAAGGGGAUUAUCUUAUCUCUUCCCGCCACUUGAGCACCAUAUUUAAGAUCAAUGGCACUGACGGUUCCAUUAUUUGGCGCCUAGGUGGUAACUCGUCAACAUUUUCUCACGACUUCACAUUCGGUUUCCAGCAUUACGCACGCUGGAUUUCUCAGUCUACUGACGAUGAGGUUGAAGUAAUUUCGUUCUUCAACAACGGUGGUGAUGGGACCAUUACUUUCAAUAAUGUCUCCUCAGCUCUAGUCGUGCAAUUGAACACUACAGAUUCCACGGCAAUUAUCUUGCGGGAGGCAACUGCUCCAUACGGUCUUCAAGCUGCCUCUCAGGGGAAUGCUCAAUUGCUCCCCAACGGCAACUUCUUUGUUGGUUGGGGCUCGGCCGGUGCUUACUCGGAGUUUAAUACUGACAACGAGGUCAUCUUCCAUGCAUUUAUCGAAGAUGGUAUCAGUUAUCGAUCAUUUGCGGGAAAUUGGACUGGUAUCUCCAAUGAAACCCCCGCUAUCGUUGCUUUCGAAGAUGGCACUAGCAAUUCCACCCGUCUUUUUGUUUCUUGGAAUGGCGACACCCAAACUGAGAGCUGGAAGUUCUUUACAGGUCAUGGGAGGAAACGGUCGCUUAUUGCUCAAGUACACCGGAAAUCCUUUGAGACCUCGUUUGUUUGGAAGAAUAUUGAUGAUUCGGCAACUUUUUAUGUUGAGGCUAUUGGUAAGGAUGGCCAUGUUCUAGGGAAAGCCGGUCCCGUCACAACAUCCAACUGGAUUGCGCUUUCUUCUUGA